AAAGGCUAACAACGAUCAAGAGUCCGGCGCCGCCGUGACACGUUUUAACUAGCACAAUAACAUACACGCAACAAAAAAAAACUACUCCAGCACGAUGAUACUAUGGCCCCUGCCUUAACGGCGUCCCAGAAAGCUUUUCAAUUCGUACAGCGUCCAAAACCUUAACGGCGUCCCAGAAAGCUUUUCAAUUCGUACAGCGUCCAAAACCUUAACGGCGUUCCAGACAGCUUACCGUCCCGUCCGGCCAGCACCACCAGCAUCUUCAGCCAUGCAUAAUGUUGUCCCGCCAACACCAUCAGCGGCAGCGGCAGCGCCCGAGCCUGCAGCGCCGUCGUGUGUUUGGACGCGGCAGCAGGACAAACUGCUGGAGCUGCUGGUCUGCCGCAUGUACCCGCGAUGGGAUCUCAUCGCCCCGCCCCUCGGCGACAAGACGCCUUGCCAGGCGUGCCAGCGGUACGAAUCCAUGGUGGCCGAGCUGAGGCGCGUGCUCCAGGCGCCACAGGUGGAGACACCGCCCGGCUGGGAUCUGCAAGAAAUUGCCCCGACGCUGGCGGCUGGUGGAGAGGCGGGAGUUACCGUGGGGGACGACGUCGGUGCGCCGCCGCCGGCAGAUGGAGAGGCGGCCUCGAUCCCGGCAACUGAUUGUGUCGCGUCGAAGGAGGCAGUUAACCAGAAAACGACUGGAAAGAACCAGAAGAAGAAAGCCGUUCCUCAGAAAAGGAACAAGGCCGUGCCAUGGUCUGAAGUCGAGCACAAGUUGUUCUUGGAGGGUAUCAGGAAACACGGCACGGGCGGGUGGAAGAGGCUGGCGCGGGAGUUCGUAGUGACGAGGAGCGCGGGCCAGAUCGCGAGCCACUACCAGAAGUACAGCAUCAGACAGGCGAAGCGCCGGCGGAACGAGUGCAAGCGGCCGAGCAUACAUGACAUCGACCACGACGGCACAACGGGCGCUGCUGCAGAUCACGGUAGCAACCAGCAACCUGUUGCUGCUGACGGCGAACCGGAGAGUGGGACGACCGAUGAUGUGUCUGCAGGGGAAGAGGAAGCUGCAAACUACCGGUGACUCGUAUAUAAGUGACGAGUUAUCUGCACAGGUGAAGAUGGCCUUGUGGGCAGCAACGUAUAUGUGCAUAGUAUAUACAUAGGGCAGUGAACUUUGU
Brachypodium distachyon (stiff brome) is the source of this 1160-nucleotide messenger RNA. RefSeq names its product transcription factor MYBS1. The record is from RefSeq and is a predicted model, not a curated record. Gene Ontology annotation, molecular function: DNA binding. Lineage: Eukaryota; Viridiplantae; Streptophyta; Magnoliopsida; Poales; Poaceae. The transcript is spliced from 2 exons. The coding region runs from base 269 to 1063 and encodes 264 amino acids.